AUGUCAAAUUCCAAGAAUAACUCGUCUAGUAUACGUCGAAAGCUGGCCUUAGUUAUUGGCAAUCAAAGUUAUGUAAAGAAACCGUUGAGACAUUCCGAAAAUGAUGCUGAUGAUUUGCAUGAUGUUUUAACUAAGAUUGACUUUAAGGUUGACAGGGAACUAAAUUGUAAAUACGAUAAAAUGAAAGAUGCAAUCAAAACAUUCUCCGAAAAAAUCACGACCAACGACUUAGUGUUGUUUUAUUUUGCCGGUCAUGGCUUUCAAUAUGAACGGCAAAAUUAUUUGAUGCCUCUCGAUGCCAUACAAGAUUCAGAUGAAAUUAUAGUUGACAAAUCUAAAUUGAUACAAGUAGACGAUAUUUUCAAGAAGCUAUCAGCACAAACGGCCUACGUCACUAUUUUUCUUCUUGACUGCUGUCGAGAAAACUUAGCUGAUUAUAAAAUUAUUAAUUUGCAAGAUGUUGAAACAAGCGAUACAUCGACCAAGAAAACCAAAAAAUGUACUAUAACUGGUUCUAGAGGAUUAUUUAAAAUAAGAGCAGCUGGUGGUUCAAUUAUUCAGUUUGCUUGUGCUCCUGGUGAGUUAACAGCAGAUGGUUAUGAUCAAGGACGAAAUGGAUUAUAUACAAAAUACUUAUUGCAACACAUCGCUCAGCCAAAAACAGAGAUAAACUUGAUAUUUCGAAGAAUCACUCGAGAUAUUUAUAAAGAAAGCAAAGCAAAUCAAAAACCAUAUACAAGUAGCGAUAUUGUGACUGACGAACCAAUAUAUUUAAGCGCUGGCGAUUCUGAAGAUGCGACACCAUCUGAAGCGAUUAGACGAAAAUAUCAACAAUAUUAUGUAGAAUGUUUCAUCAAUACAUGUCAAAAGUUUCCUAUUGAAGAAUGCUAUAUUAAUUUAUCGAUAACAAGAACUGAGGAACAAGACAAAAACGAAAGGAGUCUGCAUAGUGCUAAUUCCGAUGAUGUCUUCAUAUAUAUAUAUGAAGAGAUUUAUCGAAAUUCGACAGCAAUAGAUAUCAAGGAUAUUUUUGAUAAAUGCAAAGAUCAACGAAAACAAGUACUUAUAACAGGACGAGCGGGGAUUGGAAAAUCAAUAUUUUGUCGAUAUGCUGCGUAUCAAUGGGCAGAAGGUCAACUUUGGCCACAUUACGAACUGGUUGUAUUAAUUAAAUUAAAUUCUUUAACACAUUUGAAAUAUAGCCUAGUUGAUCUUAUGGAAAAACAGUAUUUCCCGUGCGAAAAUUUAUCCGACAGUUACAAGCAGUAUUUCACGUCGCUAUGUGGUGAAGGUAAAGUUUUAUGGUUAUUAGAUGGUUACGAUGAACUUCCGUUAAACAUUCUACAUCAACCCGAUAGUGUAUUAAAUACUAUAUAUCAAACACAACAUCAUAUUUUGACCUCUCGUCCAUAUGCCAUUUCAUUGUCAUAUAAAACUCAGGUGGAAAUCAUAGGAUUUACUGAUGCCAAUAUCGCCAUGUACCUGAAUCAGUCCUUCGAGCAACCAAAUGAAAAUGAAUCCGAAAGUCAGAACCUGCUGACUUACUUGAAAUUGAACACUAAAAUUUGGGGUAUCGCACAUAUCCCACUGCAUCUAGAACUAAUAUGUUGCCUUUGGAGAGAUAACAAAAUAUCAAUGGUAGAAGACGCACUCGAAACACAAUCACUUGAAGUUACAAUGCUUUAUGAUAAGAUGGUUCAAUGGUUAUGCCAACAAUAUUUAACGGAACAAAAGCAUACGACAGUCUGUAAUUUGACUAGAACGUCAUUUCGAGAAAAGUGCAAAAAAGAACUAGAAUUCUUCGAGAAUGUAGCUUUUCAUGCUAUGAAAGAUUUUAGUGCGAUUAUAGAUCCAAAAGUAUUUGAUGAAGUAGAAAAAACAAUUGGAUGGUUCAUAAGUGAUUAUCCACAAUUAUUCAAUAUAGGUAUUUUAAAAUCAUUCAACGACAAACGAAUUGGUAGUCACGUCGACGUUAAAAAACCACAUUAUUUUGUUCACCUUAGUUUUCAAGAAUUCUUUGCUGCCAGCUACAUCGUUACUGGUCUUCGUAGUGGUAGACCAGAGAACUCAAUAAAUUUCAUCAAGGCUAACAAGUACGAUCAACGCUUUAGAUUAUUAUUAAGUUUCGUAUCUGGUCUCCUAACCAUAUACAAUGAGGAACAGCCAAUUCAAUAUUUUUGGGAUGCUAUAUUAAAUGAGCCAUUGGACUUAGUUGGGUUAAGACAUUUCGAUCUAAUCAUUUCGUGUCUUGAGGAGACCCGUGGCAGUCCUAGUAUACACAGACGCAAGGAAAUGAUUGAUUACAUAGUGAUGUGGAUUAAAAUCGGCGUCGACAUGAAAGAGAACAAGAUUCUGGAUUACAUCAAGCAAGCCUUGCAACGCUCAUAUAUAUUGGCUAAUGAGAUCAGCAUACAAAAAACACUUAUUCAGUUGAUGCAACGUGAAGUUCCUAAGACCAAAAUACUCACCUUACAAUUAAUUUCGAAAAUGCCAUUCUCGAAUUUCCCAGAAAAGUUAGUUGAUUUGAUGAUCAGAGAUUUAAAUAAUGAAAACUAUCAUCUGACUGAUGCGAUCAAACGAGCACUUUCUGAAAUCCUUGAACACAUGCCACACGAUGUUGUCCUACAGCGACUUCUUCACGUAUUUAUAAUUCAGGAAAAUACAAAACUUACAGAAAGAGUGUAUCAAAUUUUAUACCGUAUUGGUAACCGUUCUACCAUUGAUGCGACGAUUCAGGUGCUGCUAUUAGCUACUAAACAAGAGAGCAUAAACCUACGGCAAACUGCAUGUAAACUUCUGGGACACUUUGAUGCAAAAACAGCAACUGAAGAUGUAAUUAAAGGACUUUUAACCGCACUUACCGAUGUGGAACCGCCUGUCAGAGAAGUUGCAUGUAAGGUCUUGGCACGAUUCGACAAACAAGAACCAACUGAGGAGGUGGUCAAAGGACUUUUAACCGCACUUACCGAUAUCGAACCGUCUGUCCGAGAAGCUGCAUGUAAAGUCUUGGCACAACUUGGUGAGAAAGCAGCAACUGAGGACGUGAUCCAAGGGCUCUUAACUACAUUAAGAGAUGUGGAAACAUCAGUCAAAAAAGGGGCAUGUUACGCUCUGGCAAGUUUUGGUGAAAAAGCAGCAACUAAAGAUGUGAUCAGUGGGCUUUUAACAACACUUCGCGAUGUGGAACCAUGGGUUAGAGCAAAAGCAUGUGAAACGAUCGCACGAUUUGGUGAAAAAGCUGCAACUAAAGAGGUGAUCGAAGGACUCUCCACUGCGCUUCGGGACCAGAACUAUGCUGUCAGAGAAGACGUAUGCAAAGCUCUAGGAAGCCUUGGCGAAAAGGCAGCAACUAAAGAGGUGAUCAAAGGACUUUUAACUGCACUUAGCGAUGUGGAAAGCUCUGUCAAAGUAAGUGCAUGUAACGCUCUGAUACGAUUUGGUGAAAAAGCUGCAACUGAAGAGGUGAUCAAAGCAGUUUCCACUGCACUUCGCGACAAGAACUAUGAUGUCAGAGAAGUCGUAUGUAAAGUUCUGGAAACCUUUGGUGAAAAGGCAGUAACUAAAGGCGUAAUCAAAGGAGUUUUAAGUGCUCUUAAUGACCAGAACUGCGGUGUCAAAAAAAGUGCAUGCAAAGUCUUGGCACAAUUCGGCGAACAAGUAGCAACCGAAGAGGUGAUUGAAGGACUUUCCACUGCACUUCGGGACCAGAACUAUGCUGUCAGAGAAGACGUAUGCAAAGCUCUAGGAAGCCUUGGCGAAAAGGCAGCAACUAAAGAGGUGAUCAAAGGACUUUUAACUGCACUUAGCGAUGUGGAAAGCUCUGUCAAAGUAAGUGCAUUGUAUCAUAAAGAAGCAGUUGAGCCGUAUGUCGUACCAUUUGGAUCAGAUCACCCUGGCCAUGUUUUCCGAAACACUGUUGACACUGCUAUUACGAGAGCAGUUCGUUAUUCAACAACAUUAUCUCAAUUCGAAGAAGAAAUACGACAAAUGAAACUCAUGUUUCUCUAUAACGGGUACUCGCCAAGACAUAUCCAUCGGCGGCUCACUACAUUAUUUAGUAAAUAUUUAUCCAAGUAUUUCAUUUUGCCUAUGUUCAAUAACCCUGAUGACUUCGAUUAUUUACGGCAUCAGUUAUUGACAGUAUCAACAGAUAAAAUAUAUAAUAGAGCAACCAAAAGCUCAACUACCGAUCAAACCAGCGACAAAAAUAUGCAAAAUCAGCUUGUGCAACCUACAGACAACAAUGAAAUAACAAAAAGAAAAAAUCUCAUCAUUCAUAAAAGACAUGAGCAAAGACUCACCCAAAAUCAACAUCAUAUUCAUGAAUUGUGGAUGCGUACUUUUCAUGGAACCGACGUCACCAAUACUGCUCUAAUUGUUGGUACUUGUUUGAAUCGCAACUUAAAACAAGAAUUGAUGGUCAAGAUGAUCAAAUAUGUUCCGAAUGCAAGAAGCGACAAACAGGGCAAAACGCAACCAGAGACUGGUAAACAAACACAUAACUCUCAAACACAGCUAAACAGCCACUAA
Messenger RNA from Rotaria socialis, 4530 nucleotides. NCBI's taxonomy places the organism in Eukaryota, Metazoa, Rotifera, Eurotatoria, Philodinida, Philodinidae. The record is from the annotation of a GenBank genome assembly.